AUGAUCAUAUCUCCCACAUUCCGUCUAAGGGAACGCGACCCUAUUCCAAGAGUGAAGGAUGAGCGCUACCACCCACCAAGGUCUCCCGUCUUCAACGGGCCGUCACGGCCGGGCGGUCAAAAUCAGGCAGGAUCUGCCGAUGCUGCCUCUUCCAAUGGGACAAAAUGGCUCCUUGUCCCUUUCACGCCCUUCCACGGACAAGCUUUUGUCCACAUGGAAGCCGUCGGGGAGAAGUUCCCGUUUCAAAAGUUUGCAGAAGCAAACCACCGCAACACCCACGACGUCUUUGGUGCUUUCAAUGCAGAGUGGCCUUGCGGCCCUUGCGCAGACCUCAGGAGGGUGCUCGUCCUUGACCUGUCUGACCCCUUCUUCCUCGGUAUCUGCAUAUGGCCUAGAGGAUUGCCCAUCUUUCUCGACCGCAAAGCAGUGGAACUCAUCGCCAACAAGCCCAAGUACCUGCAAAUCGCCUGCGAAGCCGGCUGUGAAAGGAAGCACGCGCAAGCCCGACAACCUUGA
Messenger RNA from Penicillium canariense, 516 nucleotides. RefSeq lists its product as uncharacterized. Bases 1 to 516 code for a protein of 171 amino acids. The transcript is spliced from 4 exons. The record is from RefSeq and is a predicted model, not a curated record. Lineage: Eukaryota; Fungi; Ascomycota; Eurotiomycetes; Eurotiales; Aspergillaceae.